GUUUAUCAAACUAUUAUCGAUCUGUGCUGUGGCGAUGUGACAAAUGAGAUGGACUGUCGUCUGGAUUCACAUAUCACUUCAUGGAAUGGCAUGAUUUUGGGGGGUGAUCCUAACGACAAAUGUUAUAGUUAUAUUGUUCAACAAGGUAUGAACAUAUUGCUCAACGCGUUUGACCCCUACAACCUCUACCAACAAUGCUAUACCCUCAAAGUUGGUAGCGGUACUUCCCCAGUUGGCGAUACAUGGACUGGAAAUAAUUACGAUUCAUCGGAUCCCUAUAUGGGAUACUAUUGCUACAUGAAUGAUGCCCUAAGGAAAUAUAUGAAUCAAGAUUCAGUAAAGAAAGCUCUGCACAUUCCAGCAACAACCCCUACAUGGCAAGCUGAUAGUAAUAUCAUCUCUGUCUACAAUCAGACGAAUCCUACAUCUCAGGCUUCCUUCGACUUCAUCAUUAACAGCCAAUACUAUGCGUCCAGUAACUUCGCCAUUCUGCUCUACAGCGGAGAUGUGGACACUAUGUGCAACUGGAUGGGUGCAGAAUGGUUCACCACACAGUACUUCGGCAGUACUCUGAAUCUUGGCCUUCAACAACGGCAACCAUGGUACUACCAGUCUGGCCCGAAAUAUUUGAGCACUCUAGGAGGCUAUGUAAGGAAGUAUCCCAAGAACAUUGACGUGCUUACAGUCAAGGGCUCCGGACACUUUGUGCCACUAGAUCGACCAGCUCAGGCUCUUCAAAUGAUCUACAAUUGGGUCCAGAGGUUGGAUUACAGUACUCCUUAUGUACAAACAACAACUUCAUCAACUACGAGUACUCCGGCUACUCCCGUCACACCUUCAAUUGCUAAUGGAACAACAGCAACACCGACGAGUACUCAACCGUUGCCGUCCAGUUCUCCAGCGUAUUCCAGUAGUUCUACUGUGGUUAAUCCAACUUCGAGUAUCCCUCCAUGGACAAGCACGUCUCUGCCAAACAAUCCUGUCACUUCACCGACGAGUCCUGCUCCUGAAGGCAGUACACAAUCAGGAAAAUCGAUCUUCUGUUCCUAUUACAGUAUAGCUCUUCUCAUUAUUUUGACGAUAUUGCACAAUUGA
This is a messenger RNA of Haemonchus placei, 1095 nucleotides long. Lineage: Eukaryota; Metazoa; Nematoda; Chromadorea; Rhabditida; Trichostrongylidae. The record is from the annotation of a GenBank genome assembly.